Molecule: messenger RNA, 660 nt
Organism: Colletotrichum lupini
Lineage: Eukaryota; Fungi; Ascomycota; Sordariomycetes; Glomerellales; Glomerellaceae
Exons: 3
Coding region: 1-660 (219 amino acids)
Source: RefSeq, a predicted model, not a curated record
AUGGCCACGAUUCUGAAGGGUUUCAGGCCGGCAACCUCAAAGAAAGUGAAUGCGUUCAAGGAGUUUCUGGUCAAUAGAUCAGGCCAGACGCUGGUCGAGGAGAACUUUCACGCAAUAUGGCCGCUCUGGCUCGUGCGCUGGAAGAGACACUUUUGUCGCGACGCCGACUGUCUCGAGAUGCCUUUUUCGAAAGUCUCGUAUGGUUGCUUCUGUAUACCGGAGGCAAGAGUGGCUGAGACUGGCAUCCUUCUCGGCAGUGUCGUCUGGAAGAACUUUCUUCCAUUUAUGACACAGAAAGUGGCUCACAGCACAGUCCUCUGGGGCGACUGUGCCUGUAUAACUAUGUUCAAAGGUGUUGGUGGCCUCCCUCUUGCAGUUGGGGCACGCUUCUGCAAGUGCUGUCCACGGAGAAAGGCUGUUCACAGAGAAGUCAGCGACUUGAUACCAUUGGUGUAUGCACUGGCCGUCGAUGUCCACAUGCAUCGAAUGAACCACCAUUCUAAGCAUCGUAGCAGGAUCGAGGAGAUCAUGGAGAGCACGAGUUCCGUCUGGCCGGAACUGCAACGGUUGAGCAAAACGAUGAUCUUGAGUUUGACUGACAGUGUUGAGUUGCAGUACAUCUCUGAGGACGAUGACGAUCCCAAAGGCUUAUGGGCUUAG